Molecule: messenger RNA, 405 nt
Organism: Mesitornis unicolor (brown roatelo)
Lineage: Eukaryota; Metazoa; Chordata; Aves; Mesitornithiformes; Mesitornithidae
Product: complexin-4-like
Exons: 3
Coding region: 1-405 (134 amino acids)
Biological process (GO): regulation of neurotransmitter secretion; neurotransmitter transport; synaptic vesicle exocytosis
Cellular component (GO): terminal bouton; SNARE complex
Molecular function (GO): syntaxin binding
Source: RefSeq, a predicted model, not a curated record
AUGGCCUUUCUAAUGAAAAGUAUGUUGAGCAACCAGGUAAAGAAUUUGGGACUUGGAGGUGGAGGGGAAGAAAACAAAGAAGAAAGCACUCCUUCUGAUCCAGCAGCAGCUGCAGGAAUGACCAGAGAGGAGUAUGAGGAAUAUCAAAAGCAAAUGGUUGAGGAGAAAAUGGAAAGAGAUGCAGCAUUCGCACAGAAAAAAGCAGAGAGAGCCUGUCUGAGGGUUCACCUGAGAGAAAAGUACAGACUGCCUAAGGCCAGGGUGAAACAGCUGUGGAUCCGCUGUGGAGAAACGGAGUCGCAGUGUGCAGGGCGGCAGGCCGAACGGUGGGGCCUGCUCUCUGCGGAAGUCCUGCCGGGACGAGGGAAACCCGGCAGGAGCGCGGCCCGCACCCGCAGGCCCUGA